AUGGAUACUUUCCAUCCUUCUAAACGUGGAUCCAUUUCCGUUGGAGGAUUUCAGAAAUUAGCACAUCAUCAAGCAACAAACAAUAAAUUUCAAUCAGCUGCUACUCCAUUUAAAAAUGGGAAUAUAGUAGAACACGGUCCGUAUGAUAUGCACCCUGUCAGCGAAGAUCCUACAGCAACUGUGGCAACUAUUAAUAAUAAAGCUAGUAAUAAUACCAAUAAUAUACGAUCUCCUCUAUAUUCUCCCUUGGACUACUCUCGUCCAAUGUUAUCUCCAAUUUAUUCUCAAGCACAGCAGGCAAGAAAUUAUACUGCAUUGAAUGCAAACAAUACCAGCACAACCGUAUGUGAAUAUGAUUCUCAUUAUCCACUAUUUGGAUUAGAUUGGAGCGUUGAUGAUUUUGUAGCACUAAGUUCCUACAAAGAAGAUAGUAGAAAUAAGAUUCAAAUUAUUCAUUCUAACGAUAAUUUAUUAACAUGGGACAAAAUAACGGAAUGUAACGUCACUUAUUCAAUUAGUAAAAUGCAAUGGUUACCGUCUCAUCCCAAACCAAGAAAAUUAGCUACAAGUUCAGAAUCAUUAAGAAUUUGGACUUUAAAUGAUGAAAAUAAUACACUGAAUGAAACAAUUAAUUUAUCACUUUGUAAAUAUAAGAAACAACAUCAUAUGAAUAUAAAGGCAGUCGCAACGAAUAGUGGCAAUCCACUAUCGGAUGCAGUACCGAAUGAUAUCCUUGGCGAAUUCCCUCCGAUAACUUCAUUCCAUUGGAAUCCAAUAGAUACAAACUUAUUAAUAUCAAGUUCCAUAGAUACUACAUGUAUCAUUUGGGAUUUAGAAAGUUCUAAUUAUGUAAAGACACAAUUAAUCGCACAUGAUAGUGAAGUCUUUGAUGUUAGAUUCUUGACUCAAUCUACUCAAUUAUUUGCAAGUUGUGGUGGAGACGGAUCUGUUAGGGUCUUUGAUUUAAGAAGUCUAGCACAUUCGACAAUCAUUUAUGAACCACCUGCACAAAUGGAUCCAUCAUCAUCAGCAGCAGCAUCAAACGCACUAUUAAGAUUAGAACCUUCUCCUCAUGAUCCAAAUAUCGUCGCCACAUUUGCCGCUGAUUCAAAUAAAAUCAUCAUAUUAGAUAUGAGAAACCCUGAAACUCCAGUAUUGACAUUACAAGGUCAUUCAUCAUCAUUGAAUCAAAUUAAAUGGCAUCCAACUGAACGUAAUAUAUUAUUAUCAUGUGCGGAUGAUUGUCAAGUGUUGUAUUGGGAUUUGAAUAGUUCAUUAACGAAUAAUAUUAACUCAACUUCUACAUCUAAUUCUACCCUUUCGAGCUCGGAUAAUCAAAAUAUCAUUAUAAAUCCAUUAAUAUUAGAUACUCCAAAUCUAUGUUAUACUAAUAAUAAGAAUCAAGAAGUCAACAAUAUCAUUUGGAGACCUACUCAACAACAAAGAUAUGCUUUGAAUCCAAAUACUGCAAUAUCAUAUAGGAAUGGAAAUGUGAAUCCUGGAAAUGGUAACAAUAGUGAUGAUUGGUUUGGUUUCGUUAGUGGGAAGAGUUUCCAAAACGUAAGACUCUCUUGA
This is a messenger RNA of Naumovozyma dairenensis CBS 421, 1575 nucleotides long. RefSeq lists its product as uncharacterized. Gene Ontology annotation, cellular component: nucleus. The transcript has a single exon. NCBI's taxonomy places the organism in Eukaryota, Fungi, Ascomycota, Saccharomycetes, Saccharomycetales, Saccharomycetaceae. The record is from RefSeq and is a predicted model, not a curated record. Gene Ontology annotation, molecular function: protein binding. The coding region runs from base 1 to 1575 and encodes 524 amino acids.